This is a messenger RNA of Trematomus bernacchii (emerald rockcod), 2568 nucleotides long. RefSeq lists its product as uncharacterized. The coding region runs from base 69 to 2231 and encodes 720 amino acids. The transcript has 7 exons. Lineage: Eukaryota; Metazoa; Chordata; Actinopteri; Perciformes; Nototheniidae. The record is from RefSeq and is a predicted model, not a curated record.
CGUGAAAAUCGCUUCAAAUGUUAUACUUGUGAGAAAAGGUUCACCCAGAAGUCAAACAAAAGUGAUUCAUGCAACUCACUGAACAAGAGUUGGGGAACAUGUUGUUUAUGUUAUUGUUUCCCUUGUUAGUUAUUGUGGGAGAUUGGGACAAUGUAUUUUUGAAUGUGAAUCCAGUAGGUGGUGGUAAUGUAACUUUAUCAGUGCAGACCGCCUCCCUAAACCAACGAAGAAGAACAUUCCACCGGAAGUUGUGUAGUUCAUGCCAACGAGAAAAGUUGGUUUGGCUUAUUUUGUCUCUUGAUACAUCCUUUCACACAGUAGAAAUGGCUGCAGUUGAGAAACUGAGAAGUGUUAUCAACGAGCGACUAGCUGCAGCUGCCGAUGAAAUAUUUGGAGUUUUUGCUCAAGCUUUAUCAGCAUACGAGGAGGAGAUUUGUCGUCAGCGCAGAUUAUUGGAUACCGUCUUGAAUCCUCAGAUAAAGCUGCACAGAACAGAGCUCCCUCAGCAACAUGUCUGUAAUGAGGAUGAGGUUCUCAGUGACCAGCAGCUCUGUAGUCAGGAAAGGAACUCCAGUCUGGACCAAGAGGACCUAGAGCCUCCACAGAUUAAAGAGGAACAGGAGGAACUUUGCACCAGUCGGGAGGAAGAGCAGCUUGAACUAAAGCAGGAGACAGAUGUCUUCAUGGUGACUCUUACUGAUGAGGAGAGUGUGCACAGCGGACGGACCUGUGCAAAAGAGUCUGUAGGCAAGCCCCAGAUAAAGCUGCACAAAACAGAGACGGAGAUAGUUACGUUGGAUCUGCAAGUUAUUCCAACCUCUUCACCACUGAGUAGUGCUUUGUCAGUCUCUGAGUCUCGAUCGACAUCAUCAGGCACUCCUAAUUCUAGCCCUUCACAGCUGUUGGCCAUUGCAUUAUUGUCAAGCCAGGCAGGAAACAGAGAUUCAAGCAACAGAGCUUCCACAUUUCAAGUACUGAAAACAUGGCCAGAAACAUUCCAGGUCCCUUGGGAACAAAUGCCACAAGAAAUACGUUCUGCAAUUCUAAGCGGCAAGAGACCUAAACCAAUGGAGCGACGCCAGAUGGUACGAGUACUCGUAGAUGAAAUGAGGAGGUAUGAGGCUAACCCCACUCGCUCACAGUGUCUCACUGUAAUUCGAAAUAUCAUCAGGCAGUACCCAAAGAGUUUUGCUGAUAUGACCGCAGACUGGUCACUUUUGGGUUGCGGUUAUACAUCACUUCUGAUUCAAGUGAAAAACCGCAUUGAAAAUGUGAACCGUGGCGGAAACUAUGCACACCACCGAGCCUCUAGAUCCAGUUCUACAUACAAGAGGGGGCCAACCGACACUUAUGGAUGUACAAGAUUUCAGCCAGAGCUCCCUCCAGAAGAAACUAAUGAGACUGUGGAGCAGAACCGCCAAAGACUGGUGGAGAUUUACAGGCAGGAGGGUGCAGGUGGAGUUGAAAGAGCAGAGGUCAAAAAUCAAAUGGAGCUCACAUUCUGCCUACAACGUCGUCAUAUAAAUGAACUUCCACCACCUGACAUUGAAAAUAUGAGAAGCAAAUGGCCUUUUCUUUUCACUCAAAUGUGCAUAUAUGCACAUUUUGAGUUACUCACAGACAUCAAUGUGCUUCGUAGCUUGGAACUCAGCAUGGUGGAAUGUGGGAGAGCCAUCAAAGAAUACUUCAGGGGAAAACCUACCAACAGAGAUGUCAAGGAUGUCCUCUCUAAUUGUGAAGAUAAUGAGAUGGCACUUUGUGUUGUUCAGCUGCUCAUGGCACACUUUGGAGAGGACCUAACAGGGCUUGUCCUUCUUACAAAUGUGUCUGCCACCGCAGCUGACGUUGAGACAACCCUCACUCUACCUGCAAGUCCUCGUCUGAUACUGCUUGUUUCAGGUGGAACCGGGCAAGUCACUACUGGACGAUGGAUGAUCACCCUUGAGGGCCGUGUCAUAUCUGAGGGCUUCACACCAACCUUUUUGACGGGACUUGCUGCUGUCUUUGCGAUCUACUAUAUAUUCAACCUUCAGUAUCAGGAAGAGGCAGCCUGUACUCUGGAAUUCAUUCAGAGGCGCUUCAUUGGUAUCAACCCAGAGAGAGGAACAAAGGCCAUCCGGGGCAAGGUUGUCUGCAAGAAGACGGGUGUGAUCGUCCAGAAGAAGUCUGCCACAGUCAACACACACGUCUCCACACUACUGAAGAACCUCCUUGACUUUGAAUCGGACUGAUGUUGCCACAUUAUGCCACAAGACACUUUGUUUGUUGCUGUUUUACAGUGGCAACACUGGUAAGGAGAGGAACAAGGACCAGCAAGGUGAUGGUCAUCUUUACCUGAACCAGAAGAUUCCUCUUUGUAUCAGGACUGUCCACACCCACCCAGAAUCUUCCUGAAGUUAAGCAUGCACCUACCUCACAGGACUAUUUCAAGAGGCAAAACACAAGCCCCACAUUUUGCUACUGGUGCAUAUUUUCUAAAUGGUCUUAAUGAUGCAUAUUUUCAAAAUGUUGCUAAUGAUGCAUAUUUUCUAAAUGUUCUUACUGAUGUAUAUUUUCUAAAUGGUCUUA